Messenger RNA from Peronospora belbahrii, 3894 nucleotides. The record is from the annotation of a GenBank genome assembly. Lineage: Eukaryota; Oomycota; Peronosporomycetes; Peronosporales; Peronosporaceae.
AUGUCAAAGGACGUUGUGGUAGAACAUCCACCUGUGGUGUCUAAAACUGACUUGGCCUUGCCAGCUAUAAGUAUUUCAGUUGCUCCUCCGAAUAGCAGCUCAGUAGUCAAGCAAGAAACAGCUUUGGCCCAUGUUUCUGGAGCUAAAAUGUCCGAAACGGAGACAACAGCGUGCCUCUCAGUGUUAAUGAAAUUGAUCAAGUAUAAAGAUGGCAAUAUCAGCCCUGCAGCUCCGUUUCUGCAGCCAGUGGAUGCGACACAUUUUCCGGACUACCGUAUUAAAGUUCCGAAUCGGAUGCAUCUAUAUGGUGUUCAGAAAAAACUUCGCAGUGGAAGUUACGCUACCAUUGAUGCGUUUGCGUACGAUAUGCGCCUGAUCUUCUCAAAUUGUUUGGUGUACAAUAGUGAUGUGGUCUUGAGCAAAGUGAUGCGGAACCAUGCCGUGACUCUUAUGAAGCUGUUUGAGAACCAAUUUGCCAAGAUUGGUGGUUCGUGGCCUGGUAUUCCGGAGCGGUGGAAGUGUCACCAGAUUAUUCACGAAAUAUUUGCGCACCGCACGGAUGGACAGGAGACGGCACAGUGGUUUAAAUACCCCAUCGAGUCGUAUUAUGACUCUCCUGACCAAAUUCCGUAUAACUAUUACGAAACGGUAAAGAAACCUAUGGAUAUUGGCACGGUAUCGUCAAGGCUACACCUCGGCGAAUACAAGCACGUGUCGGAAUUUAUAGCAGACAUGAAACUGGUCUUUGCUAAUUGUAUUCGUUACUGGAAAUCAGAUCCUCAAGGACAGACUUACUGGAAGUCUGCGGAGACCCUGCUACAUGUGUUGCACACGCAAAGUGCAAUAUUCAAUUUUUCAUUGAACAACGCUGGAGCAUCCAAAGACAAGCAACGAUCGUCAUCAUCAUUAUCAUCAAAGAUCAAGCCUGCCCCUGCUGUUAUGCAUACCUUCUCCACGCAAAAAGUACUAGCACCAGCUAUGAGCGCGUCUGGUAACAAGCACGAAGCGAUUGUGAAGAAGGCGUCGUCUAAGUCGUCUAAGUCGUCAAAGUCUUCAAAGUUUUUAAAAUUGUCAAAGUCGCGUGAGUCAAGCGGAGGGUUACCUGAAAAAGACAUAUGCUUGGGAAUUAUGAAGCAACUACGUGGUCACAGAAUGAAGGGGUUUGGUGGAAUUGAGAUCAAGACGGCUGGUCCUUUUUUGACUGCUGUAGAUACUUCAAAAUAUACGGAUUAUCUGACGAUCGUCUCGGAGCCGAUGGAUUUUGCUAAGAUUGAGCGCAAACUAAAAAGCGAUCGGUAUGGCAGUAUCGACGAGUUUAGCGCUGACGUGCAUUUAAUCUUUUCCAACUGUCACAAGUACAAUAGUGAUCCAGUGGAAGGUGCGGACAUCCGAGCAAUGGCCACGAAUCUGCGCAACUAUUUCGUGAAACUUUGCAACGAUCGAUUGGGUCCCCUUGACGGUAUGGUAAAUGAACCAGCUAACACAUCAACCCUUUUGGACCAGACACCGUCGCUCCUAUCAUCUCUAGCUGCAACAGAAGCAAAGCCCGCAGCCCUUGCACCAAUUAUUGAAGCCAAAGCGCGUCCUGCCGUCGCCUCGACAGGGUCUACUUCUUUACAAAAGCUACCGAAGAAAUCUCCUGCCUCUUCUCCCACCAAGAAACCGCUAUCUGUUUCUUCUGUGGCGAUUGCUAGUAUCGCUACCUCCGCUUGUGACCCAAAGAAGCACAUUUUAUCAAGUAAUAACAGAAAAGCGCUGAAGGCAGAUGUUGCUGUUGUCGCAACGUCAUCACCAGCAGCUCCAGUGAAACCAUUGGUUCAAGUGAAAGCACAACCGACUUCUCUUUUGGCGACUUCUUCAGUUGCCAUAGGCAAGGACGUGCCUCAUGAUAGUGGUACAAAUGUGACAGGGCUUUUUCUUGAGGAAGCGAAACGAUUGCGCAAGGAGAUGAAAGAGAAGAGGAGAAAGGAGAAGAAGGAGAAGAAAGAGAAAAAGAAGAAAGACAAAGAGAGAAAGCGCGAGAAAAAGGAAAAGAGAGAACGAAGCAAGGUGUUAAGCUCUGUCUUACAGGAGAGUGGAUUAAAUGUCCAGGAAAGUUCUUCACCGGGAACAGCUCCACCCCAACCUGUCUUGACCACUGCAGCGGCAUCGCAUGCGCUGCCUAUCAGUGAGACGAUCACUUGUGGUACCAAUAUACAAUCUGCAGCACCUGCGACUGCAUCGGCAGCGAUUGCCUCGAAAAGAGGCAUGGUGGAUACUUAUCUUGAUUCUAGUUUGGUACCGACCAAAAAAAGCAAAAAACACAAGAAGUCGGACCUAAUCUCGUGGGAGAUUUCUUGUGACCGUGUACUGAACCGUUUGGGCAAGAUUGAGCAAGUGGGUAAAUUACACUUCAACCACCCUUUGCUAGAGGUAUUCCCACAGCUUGCUAGUGAGUACACAAACCUGAUUAAAGAGCCAAUGGACUUGCGCACAUUGCGUGAACAGCUGCAUGCUCAUACACUGACCCAAGCAGAAUUUUUGCGAAAAGGUCGUCUGAUCUUUCAAAAUGCUGUCAAGUUUAAUUGUGCCGAUGAUCCAGCUUCGACUCAGGUUCGCGACAUGUCUGCGCAUUUAUUAUGGUACUUUGAUUCGUUAUGCGCCGAGCUGCAAAUUCAUCCGACGCCAGGGGAGCAGAGUCGUGCGAAGCGGGAUCAGUUGCGGCAGGAACGUGCAGAGUUUGUGAAGGCUGUGCCGGUUGAGCUUAAAGCCAAAGAGUGCCAAAAAAUGCUACGAGUGCUGAAUAGUCAAAAGCAUGACAAGAAUUGUUGGCCGUUUCGUAAGCCUGUCCGUGUAUUGUUUCCGGCACUAUCGCCGGACUAUUUCGACAUUAUCAAGACGCCUAUGGAUUUGUCAACUAUAGCGGACAAGUUGAAUGAGUUUGAGUAUAAAGCGCACGGCGACUUUAUUCGCGACGUACGGUUGACGUUUGAAAAUGCCAUGAUUUACAACCAUGCUGAUAAGAAUCGCGAGGGAUGGAGCGUGUAUGCAGCUGCCAGGCACAUGCUAGCUGUCGUGGACGAUCUAUGGGGAGAUGUGACGCUAGAAGUGACUGAAAAAACUCGCCGUUGCGAAUUAUUGCGCAAAGAGCGCAUGAAUGAGUCAAAGCGAAAGCGAAGUGAUGCUUGUGAGGUCCUUGGCGAGAUUGAAAAAAAAGUUCACCGAGACGUUUUUACUCCGAAUGGCGACAGUGACUUUGGGAACAAGCACAGCAAGUAUCAUCACAAAAGCAGCAAACACCAAGUCGAGGAAGGUGCUGUGUCUGCCGGAACCCCAGCAAGCUCUUCCAUGCCCAAAAAGAGCGUGAGCUUUAGAGCUCCUGGUGCCACUGCCACUUCUGUUGUCGGAACAAUAGUUGUCGGAGGUGGAAGUGUCUCGCGCGAUGAUGCUAAUGCUAAUGCUACGGAUGCGACAGCAACCCGGGUGAAAUUGCAACUUAUGCCAAACAGACUAAACAUGGAGCGCAUGAACAAACAUGAGCGUAAGGCCGAAGAAAAAAGACGGAAGCGAGCUCGGCGUGAAGAGGAAAUGGCGCGGACGGAGAAGAGGCGUCGCACUGCUGUUGCAGCUACGGAUGAUGCGUUGCGUGAGGCCGAGAUCCGAAGUCGUCGUAGGCUUCAGAAGUUGGAAAUGGCCGAGGCAGUGCGUCUGCGUGAAGAACGCGAACGCCGCUUUGCAGAAGAAGAAGCUGAGCGUGCUCAUCGGGCCCGGAUGAAGCUAAACGCUGCUGCCUGGACUGGUGUAUUGGUACCAGCUGCAAGUGCAGCAUCGAGAAGAAGGACGGGCUUCUGGGCAAAGAAACAUACAAAAUUGCAAAUUCCCACGGCAUUUCAACCACCAGCUAUUAAUGCUUAA